Molecule: messenger RNA, 1525 nt
Organism: Xiphophorus hellerii (green swordtail)
Lineage: Eukaryota; Metazoa; Chordata; Actinopteri; Cyprinodontiformes; Poeciliidae
Gene: hsd17b3
Product: hydroxysteroid (17-beta) dehydrogenase 3
Exons: 10
Coding region: 84-1157 (357 amino acids)
Cellular component (GO): endoplasmic reticulum
Molecular function (GO): testosterone dehydrogenase (NADP+) activity
Source: RefSeq, a predicted model, not a curated record
UUUAAUACCAGACUGAACAAAUCCACUGACGCAAGACGGAGACGCUGGAAGGCUUAAAUCCUGAUUCCCUGCACUAGAAAAACAUGGAUUUCCUGGAGCUGAUAUUCACUUUGCUGGGUGCAGCAGUUGUCGUCUACUAUGGAGGGAAGCUGGUGCUCUUCAGUAGGAUGCUUUUUCCUAAAUGGUGUUUUCCUCUGUCAAAGACCUUCUUCACUUCUAUGGGAGAAUGGGCAGUGGUGACUGGUGCGUCAGAAGGCAUAGGAAGAGCUUAUGCAUUUGCACUUGCUGACCGAGGAAUGAAUGUUGUCAUCAUGAGUCGAACUAAAGCCACGCUGGAAAAGGUGGCAGAGGAAAUAGGUGAAACCACAGGACAGAGGGUGAAGGUGAUUGUGGCAGACUUCAGUGAAGAGAAUGUCUUCAGAAAAAUAGAGGAAGAGUUAAAAGACCUUAACAUUGGCGUUUUAGGUCAGACAUUCCUAUUUUUUCCUCUAUUUCAUAUUCAAAGCAUAAUUAUGAAGGAUAAUUCUUUCUCCAAAACAACAUCUUUUGUCUCCCCGUACAUAGUUAACAACGUCGGGGUGCUCCCCACCUUUAUCCCCUGUAAGUUUCUCGAAUCUGAGGAUCUGGACAAGACAAUAACAAAGGUGAUAAACUGCAAUGUGAAAACAUUGUGCAAGAUGUGCAAAAUAAUCCUCCCAGGCAUGGAGAACAGGAAUAAAGGGGUGAUCAUCAAUGUCGCUUCAGGAAUUGCUUCUUUUCCCUUUCCACUCUAUACCCUUUAUGCUGCAUCGAAGGUCUUUGUGGAGCGAUUUUCUCAAUGUCUCCAAGCAGAGUACAAAGAUAGAGGGAUCAUCAUACAGGCUGUGGCUCCUUUCGGGGUCUCCACUCGGAUGGCGGGUUUCCAAAAAACGAACAUUGUGACUCUGCUGCCAGAAUACUUUGUACAAACAUCCCUGCAGUACCUCAGAGCUGGAGACAAAAUCAACGGCACUAUCUGCCACACACUCCUGGCCUGGUUGCUGCAGUCUAUUCCCCUUAAGCUUUUCUAUGCUGACAUUGUGCUGCAAGGCUUACAGGACUACGUUAAAAAGAAAACAGGUCAGAGAGAAUCAGUUUCUGAGUCAAAAAUGGAAUCUAAGAAUGGUAUGAAAAAAUAGGAACACAUGAAAUUGUUGAAUCCACUUUUAGUAAUGGAACUGAUGGAUGCUGUGAACAACAGAAGGAGUCGAUUAUUAUGAUUUUUGUGUUUUUAUAUGUACAUAUUUAUGGCUAAAAUUAUAAAGACCUAUGAUUUCCUGUUAUUUCCUGUUAUGUGAAAAAACAAACCCUCAAUAAAUUAAGCUUAACACACUAAUGCACAGCUUUAAAGUUUUAUUGUACAAACUGUUUAAAACUAGUUUUUGUCAUAAUUUCUUAUGUCCUGAUUUAUCAAUCUAUGUUGUAUCUGCUAUAGUGUUAUUCAAACAGAUGUCAGGUAAAUGUAUCACAAACUAUUAAAAAUAAAAUGCAGCUCUGUAUAACUCAC